This is a messenger RNA of Gigantopelta aegis, 2210 nucleotides long. Its product is annotated as transcription factor 15-like. The transcript has 3 exons. Gene Ontology annotation, molecular function: protein dimerization activity; RNA polymerase II transcription regulatory region sequence-specific DNA binding; DNA-binding transcription factor activity, RNA polymerase II-specific. The coding region runs from base 1235 to 1783 and encodes 182 amino acids. Gene Ontology annotation, biological process: regulation of transcription by RNA polymerase II; developmental process. Lineage: Eukaryota; Metazoa; Mollusca; Gastropoda; Neomphalida; Peltospiridae. The record is from RefSeq and is a predicted model, not a curated record.
CAAAGUUGCUCUACGUACAUUCUUUAGAAUUUAGCUUAAAUAAUUUUUUUAUAUGUAAACGGUAUCGCUAUUAGAUGUCUAUGAUCAUAUUUAUCUACAAGAAUUAUAUUAUUUGGAAUGUAUUCGUAAUACACCAAAGAUGACAAAGCCAUGAGAGAUGGUUCCUGCUGAUCCGUGUUUUAUCAGUGUGACAUGCCCAAAGAACUGGUACGGUUUAGACAUUAGUACCAACCCGAUGGAGACGGCAGCCUUCAGACGUAUAUGUUAUUAUUGUUAUAUACUACGUUGUUCUAAGCAUACUAUAUAUAUUCCACGUAUAACAGUGUUCCUAUGAACUGUGGAAUUUCUUUAUGAGAAUUUGAAGAGUAUGACAUAUUGGAGAAAUUUGUGGCAAUUUUGUGGAAUGUCUAAUAAACAAACGUCAAAUAAAACUAUGGCAGACGAAAUCUCUGUGAUUUUCAUCAAUUCUGACUGAGAAGACCCUAGUUUUCCAGAUACAUGUAUUUAAUAUUGGCGCACGGCAGAAACAAAUCAACACAGGGAAAUAACUGGAGCAGGAGGAAGUAAAAAUAAAAGUCGGGACAAUAAUAUAUGAUCUUUUGCAGCUAUACAAAAAUGGCAUUUUAAAAGUAAGAAAGGUACUUUUCAUGCUUUUAGUGGGGAGUCAACUUUCUGUCCCUCCCGAAGGGGUGCAGACACAAUGUUAAACGAUGACACAUUUAGUAUGUGUAACAUUAGGCAAAGAUUAAAGUAAUCCAUCCUAAUUAAACGCAUAAUCCUAACACUGAUUUUCAGGUUUUAAAUGUUUGCUUAUGAGCCUUAGAAUAAGCGAAGACCCCGCCCAUUGCUGCCAAGCUAAGAUGAUUAACGAGCUGGUAGCCACACCUCCCAAACCCAAUACUGAACAACUACAGUGUGGAAAGGCGCUGUAAGACGGUACCGUGUCAUUGUCAGGAACCGUCAGUGGACUCUGGUUACAAAACAACGCUGCCUUUAGUGAUAUAUUUACUUUUAUUUCUUUUCUCAGAGUUUGUAUUGUAAGUAAUACCGAGCACUUGUGAUGGUCCGCUGAUAGUGGUGGAACUGUUGACGUGUUCUGGAGAACACUUUUUCUUUGCAUUAACACUAAGGUGCAUGACACUACGGGACACCAGUGAACUGCGGUCUGAUGUAGGGACUACGAAAUAUAACCAAACCAGUCUGCGAGUGUGAGUUCUUCUGAAGAAUUCGUUGUAUGAUGGAAGAUUGUAAGAAGACCAUCAUCGCGGGAGGCAAGAAGAACGAGAAGAGCAUGGAAGAGGAUACGGCCGUGGCGGAUAGCGACAGCAACGGACAUUCUUCGCCGGACGACUCGGGCAGGAAGAAUGGGUCGUGUCGGAAACGAAAACAGGCCUCGAGAGAAGCAGAUCCCCAGGACCCCAAUGCCCCGGUCCCUCGGAACACAGCCAACGCCCGGGAGAGGGACAGGACGCAUAGUGUGAAUUCGGCUUUCUCGACGUUGAGGACUCUGAUCCCGACGGAGCCCGCGGACAGGAAGCUGUCAAAGAUCGAAACUCUGCGAUUAGCGGCCAGUUACAUUGCCCACCUGAACACCCUGUUGAUGGUGGGCUCGGACUGCAUGGACCAGCCGUGUAUAAAACAUCAGACGAUGUUGAGGGGCAAUAUGGACAAUUUACCAAAACCUGUGUGCACGUUUUGUCUCAGUGCUUCAAGAACGAGAACGAUACGUCCUGAAAGUUGCAUGUUCAAGGAUAUGCGCCAUGCAAUGCCAGUCAGACGAUGACCUUGACUUCACUAGUCCAGAAUCGGCUUCAUAGAAUCACGCAAUCACCUUGAGUUAAUAAUACUCAUAAUCGUUCAUGAAAUCCAAGAGACAAUAACUAGUCAAAGUCAAAACAAAAGAAAAACCCCACUGUUAUUGCAAAACAGGGUGUGGAGAGCUUUAAAUAAGGUUUUCAUAACAGCAUGGAUGCAGAGAGUGAGCGACGUGAUCGAGACUAUGCGAGCGGCGCCAUGUGAUUGGUUAUUCAGACCAGGUGAUCAGGAUGUGACGUAAAUAUGUGCCCAUAUUUAUGAGACGAUGGGGAUGUUUAAUGUUUUCAAACAUGGACUCUUUGCACAUAAAUGCUUUUUGUUUUAUUUGUUGAUUGUUGUGUUAAUACCUCAGGUAUUUAUGCCAAAACUUACUUACGAAUAAAUGGAACACGUUA